AUGGAAAAAAAGAAGGAAAUGCCAGAAAACGGAAAGAGGGCAUUACGAAGUAGACUAGAUGAAGGAGGACUAGCUGGAUCAAAUAAAUUCAACAGUGAUUUAUGGCGGCUCAACACAUUAAAGUUUUUCAGAGAAAUUUUCAAUGAACAAAAUGUUACAAUUGAUUACCUGAAAAUUGACAUAGAGGGCUGGGAAUGGGAGUCCAUGGACACAGCCAUUAAAGAUGGUUCUCUGAAAAAAGUUAAACAGAUUGGAAUUGAAUUCCAUAGAACUGGUUCUAUUACAAAAAGUUACUAUUUAGAAAAAUUAAAUUUUUUUUCUCGUCUCCACAAUGCUGGAUUUCGAAAAUGGCAUACCCACUUGAACGUGCCUUGUGGUACAAGACUCUCAGAUCUAACCAAACGUUCAAUAUAUAUGUGCCACGAACUUUAUUUUAUAAAUGUAUUUUAUUAG
This is a messenger RNA of Helobdella robusta, 453 nucleotides long. RefSeq lists its product as hypothetical. NCBI's taxonomy places the organism in Eukaryota, Metazoa, Annelida, Clitellata, Rhynchobdellida, Glossiphoniidae. The transcript has 3 exons. The record is from RefSeq and is a predicted model, not a curated record. The coding region runs from base 1 to 453 and encodes 150 amino acids.